Platichthys flesus (European flounder) is the source of this 2200-nucleotide messenger RNA. RefSeq names its product N-ethylmaleimide-sensitive factor attachment protein, gamma b (gene napgb). The transcript is spliced from 12 exons. Lineage: Eukaryota; Metazoa; Chordata; Actinopteri; Pleuronectiformes; Pleuronectidae. Gene Ontology annotation, molecular function: soluble NSF attachment protein activity; syntaxin binding. Gene Ontology annotation, biological process: intracellular protein transport. Gene Ontology annotation, cellular component: SNARE complex; vacuolar membrane. The record is from RefSeq and is a predicted model, not a curated record. The coding region runs from base 195 to 1124 and encodes 309 amino acids.
AUCAUUAGUAUUUUCCUGCAAUCGCGUUGUGGCUCGCGUUUGGUCCUCGGCGCCGCCCGUAGCCCUGCGACAACCCGUGACGUCACCGGCUGAGGAGGAAGGCUUUCCUAAUCCAAACACGGAGGCGACAUCAUCCUCCACAGCGAUCAAUUCUCCGGCUGAUUCCCCUCAUCCCCGCGGACCCGCUGCUCACCAUGGCCGCCCAGAAGAUCAACGAAGCCCACGAGCACAUGGCCAAAGCGGAGAAGUGCUUAAAGACGAGCAUGACGAAGUGGAAGCCGGAUUUCGACAGCGCUGCGUCAGAAUACGCCAAAGCAGCUGUUUGCUUCAAGAACGCCAAACAGUACGAUCAAGCCAAGGAUGCGUACCUGAAGGAGGCGGAGUACCACACAGAAAACAAGACCCUCUUCCACGCUGCAAAGGCGAUUGAGCAGGCUGGUAUGAUGAUGAAGGAACAAAAGAAGAUGCCUGAGGCCAUCCAGUACAUAGAGAAAGCCUGUAUGAUGUACAUGGAGAACGGGACCCCGGACACUGCUGCGAUGGCUCUGGACAGAGCUGGAAAACUGAUCGAGCCUUUAAACUUGGAGAAAGCUGUGGACCUGUACCAGAAGGCAGCCGGUGUGUUUGAGAAUGAGGACCGCCUGCGUCAGGCUGUUGAGCUGCUGGGCAAAGCCUCUAGACUUCUGGUCAGAUUAAGAAGGUUGGAUGAUGCAGCUGUCGCCAUACAGAAAGAGAAGAACAUGUACAAAGAGAUUGAGAACUUCCCCAUGUGCUUCAAGAAAACAACUGCCCAAGUGCUGAUUCAUCUUCACCGAGUGGACUACGUAGCUGCUGAUAAAUGCGUCAGAGAAAGUUACAGUCUGCCUGGCUACAGUGGAAGUGAAGACUGCCUUGCCAUGGAGACGCUACUGCAGGGCUACGACGAGCAGGACGAGGACCAGGUCUACCGCGUGUGCAACUCACCUUUACUGAAAUACAUGGACAAUGACUACGCCAAGCUGGCCAUUUCCCUGAGGGUACCCGGAGGAGGAAAGAAGAAGAAGGCUGCGGCUGCUCCACAGGGGGGCGCUAGCGGGGCGCCGGCCGCUGACGAUGAGGACGAUUACGAGGGCGGUCUGUGUUAGCCUCCAGUGAGAGCAUCGACUCAACCCAUCUGCUGCUCCACCACCACCUCACCCUCUGUGUACAAGUUAAAAACACCUCGACUUACCCUCUCAGCCCUGAACCCCAGAAAGGCGACAGUUUAAAAUCUUAAUUGUGCAAAAAAUAUUAAGAGGAAAAAAACAACAACAUUCACGGUAGGUGUUGCAGAAGAGUUGCGUUUAAACAGAUUUUUUUAUUUGUUUUCUUUGAGCUGGAUCCUCAGUGUAAUGAAAAAUCUUUAAUGUUCGAUAAUGUAUCAAAGCCUGUUGUACGUAAAAGUUCUCGUCUCUGUGAAGCUGUACAUUCUGCCGUUAUUGUCUGUAGGUAGUUUACAAUAGAUAUAUAUAUAUAAUUAAUCAGAAAUGCUCUAAUAAAUAUGCCCAGUAAGAUGAUCAGUGUAUAGGUGUUUAUUUGUAUUGACUUAUAUUUUAUUCAGGAUUGACGGCUGAGGCCGGUUGAAGAUCCACUGGAACAAUAUGCAAUGAGUCUGUCCAUGCAUGUCUGGAUUUCAGAUGGUAAAUCAAAUUCAAUGCUAUCGUCAAUUCAUAUUAUUAAUAUUGAUGCAUAAAAGAAAUUCACACUACUGUCUUGAGCAUCAGCGCUUAAAGAAGAUUCAAAGAGCUGUAAUAUUCCUGAUGACGCAGCUUAUAUCCAAUCGUAGACUGUUUUCACUCGUCUACCUCGAGGUCUUGAUUACAGCUUCCUUUGUGCAAUUCUCAAACUAAAGUGACCAACACAUGAAAAAGGGACUGUGUGGUGGUGUGUUCUGUGCAUUCAGCCCAUUGUUUUCCUUUGUAAUGUUGGAUUUGUGCGUUUCUUUACCUUAUUGCUCCGACUAUAAAUGUGAGAAACCGUCUGUAAGAACAUCAUUUAAAUGCCAGUUGAAAACUUUCUAAUAUCACAAUUAGAAUAGUAAAAAAAAAGGGACUGUUUACAUUUUUGUUAUUUGUGCUGUCGCCCACGUCUUUUAUUUAUAUAUACAUAUAUAUAUAUAUAUAUUCAGGAGCUGAUCUCAAAACUUUGCACAUACAUCAAUAAACAUUUCCCUUGUGUGGCA